Cajanus cajan (pigeon pea) is the source of this 826-nucleotide messenger RNA. The record is from RefSeq and is a predicted model, not a curated record. NCBI's taxonomy places the organism in Eukaryota, Viridiplantae, Streptophyta, Magnoliopsida, Fabales, Fabaceae.
AGUCUGGUAACAUUCCUCCAACCACAUUAUCAAAUUCCGAGAUAGUUAGUUUUGGCCACACUUGUUCUAGCUGCUACUCCAAGCCAUGGCCUCUAACUUGAGCAUGAGAAUUUGGAUGAUCUUUGGCCUUGCAUUUUUUCUCGCUCUGCAAGGCACUCUUGGAGGAAUAGAGUGUGAGCAACUGAGCCAUGACACGUGCUCAUUCGCCGUGUCAUCGGGUGGCAAACGAUGUGUGCUGGAGAAGCGCGUCAAAAGGAGUGGCGAAGAGGCGUACACAUGCAGAACAUCAGAGAUUGAAGCUGAUAAACUCAAGGACCACAUCGAAACUGACCAAUGCAUCAAGGCUUGCGGUUUGGACAGAAAAUCCCUCGGAAUCUCCUCAGACUCUCUCCUCGAAUCUCGCUUCACGCAAAAACUCUGCUCCCCUCACUGCUACCAGUGCUGCCCAAACGUUGUUGACCUCUACUUCAAUCUCGCAGCUGGCGAAGGAGUGUUUCUUCCCAACCUGUGUGAAGUGCAAGGUGUGAAUGCUCGUAGAGGAAUGGCUGAACUGAGAAGCUCUGGAAUUGUGGCACCUGGACCUGUCAACUCUGUGCAGUUCACAGCUACUCCUCCAAGUCCAAGCAUCCCUGUGGCGUUCACAAUUGAGCCUCCCUCACUCCCACCAAACUAGACUCUAGCUUUUUUGGAACACACAAAGGAAAUUCAUCAGAGUAGCGUGUUACACAACUUAAAAUAUAUUAUAGGAAUCGAGAGUGCCUUACUAUGUUAUAUUUGAAAUAAUAAUGGAGUUGCACCUAAAUAUAUAUAUGUUGGAGUUUUCCGA